Messenger RNA from Gadus chalcogrammus (walleye pollock), 1737 nucleotides. RefSeq lists its product as uncharacterized. The record is from RefSeq and is a predicted model, not a curated record. The transcript is spliced from 6 exons. NCBI's taxonomy places the organism in Eukaryota, Metazoa, Chordata, Actinopteri, Gadiformes, Gadidae. The coding region runs from base 193 to 1263 and encodes 356 amino acids.
UACACAGACACAGAAUUAGAGCUCGCAAGGAGUGCCUUCUUUGACCAACAGCGUGCUGGAAAAGAGGGAGACUUUAGCCUAUCCAAAGAUCUUCGUUGCAGAUUAAUAAGAAAUACCAUCACGAGCAUCAUUGCAAUCAAAAGAGCAACAGAGGAUGAUUUUAAAUAUCCAUGCAACCGGGAGCUCACAUUUAUGGCAAAGCGCCUACUGGACUACUAUCCAAUGCUUCGGGACCAAUCUGCCAAGAGUGGGGCUGAGUGGGAAUAUCUGAAGAAACAGCUUCUAAAAAGAGUCCAAAAUGUUUCAACUCCUAAAAAGCAGCAGGGAGCAACUCCUUCGCGAAAGAAGGCACGGAGACUUAGCUUUCAGUCCAGACAGGAGACGUCCACUGAUGAGACUGAUGACUCCACCACCUCUACUGUGAUCUUGGAGAGAUCACCACCACGCUGUAGCACUCCAGAGAUUGAACAAUCGUAUGCAUCAGACACUUCGGACAGCCUGCAGUAUCAGGCAAGACAUUAUAAAACUCUGCAGGACAUGUAUAAAACCAAGGCCAGGCCAAACAAGAAGGAUGUUGCCCAGCUCCUGGACCUUGAAUUCCAGUCAAGACGCGCCUUCAUUGACUCCGAUGUGACUAAGGAGCAGGACAGGCCUGUCAAGACCCUUGAGGCGUAUCCCUGCUUUGGAGAAUUGGACCAUCUAAUGGAUGAACUCUGGCGGAUCCUCGAUCAAGGGAACCCCCACUUCCUACCUGAACUAAAUACCCGGCGGGCAACCUUUUUUGAGAGGGCACAGUUUUAUGGCGUUUUCAAGAAGGUCAUGAGGCCUCCACUGUUGGACAAAGCACAGCAGUCAAUCGCCCUGAUGAAGGCAUUGCCAUACUUAUUUCAAUCACCUGUGGCUCCACCCAAGAAGUUGGGACAUGCAAGUGAGGCUUUGCUUCACAUCCUUAAGCCUACAGAAGACCCCAACACCUUUCUACGAGCAAGACCACUCUCCAGCCCGGUCGUUGUUGUCAGUGAAACUAACUGCAUACUAUCUAUUGGAACCACGCCUGUGUUGACUUUCCCAAAAGAGGAUAUCGAUGCUAGCGUAAUGUAUCUCAUGGCAUGCUAUUACAUCUUUCACCUUACAUAUCCCAAGUGCGUUGCCACACUCAUGUCUGUGCUGCAGACCGAGGUUCUCCUGGAUGCCAUCCACGACCAGGACAUGACUUCCUCAUAUAGGAAGGCUAUAGGCGAGUGGAAGAAAUUCUUAGCUUAAAGUGGAAAUGAGAGUGGAUAAUCUUGUUUUGGUUUGUUUUGAGGCUUUUUUUUUUUUUGCCUUACGUGUUUUUUACUUUUUAGUUUGCUGUUAAGUUCAGCUGCAUGACCUUCCCAAAAGAGGAUAUUGAUGUUAGCACAAUGUAAAAUGGCAUGCAUUAUCUUUCACCUUAGAUAUCCUAAGUGUGCACACUUCUGUCUGCGCAAGUUCUCUUGGAUACUAUCCACAGCCAGGACAUGACUUCCUCAUGUAGAUAGAUGCAUGUUUUUCACUUUUUAGUUUGCUCUUUAAAAAAUCUUCAUUGAAGAUCAUGCGCCGAGCUGGAGUGUUUAUUUGGAAAAAUCCGAUGAGUUUUUACAUAUCUCCAUUUCAAGUCAAAGAGUACUGUCAGUACGGAAAAAAACUGUUUGGUUUUACCUAGCUCAGCCAGCAGCUAACGCAGACAGGCAGCUACAGUGCUAAACUCUGGGGGCA